CUUUGACCUGUACACAGCAGUAUAAAAAAGAUGAAAGUCAAUCAGAAGAAGAAAAAGAUUACAGAAAUCUGAAUGCCUCCCCACCUUACAAAGGCCUUCUAAUGUCACUACAGAAUCAACUCAAGGAAUCAAACUCCAAGAUUGAUGCACUUUUAAGUGAAAAGCUGAACCUCCAAAAAGAUUUAGAAAGCAGACCCACACAACAUGAAUUAAGACUUUAUAAACAGCAAGUGAAGAAACUGGAGAAAGCCCUCAAGAAAAACAUAAAAUUACAGGAACUUAUCAGUCAUACAAAAACUGAGGACACAGAAAAAAAAGAUGAACCCAGCAAAGAAAAUCAUCAACAGGUUCUAGUUGACCAGAGAUACUUUCAGGUAUUGAAUAGCUGA
This is a messenger RNA of Octodon degus (degu), 389 nucleotides long. Its product is annotated as centrosomal protein of 70 kDa-like. The record is from RefSeq and is a predicted model, not a curated record. The transcript is spliced from 5 exons. Gene Ontology annotation, cellular component: centrosome. NCBI's taxonomy places the organism in Eukaryota, Metazoa, Chordata, Mammalia, Rodentia, Octodontidae. Gene Ontology annotation, molecular function: gamma-tubulin binding. The coding region runs from base 102 to 389 and encodes 95 amino acids. Gene Ontology annotation, biological process: regulation of microtubule cytoskeleton organization; cilium assembly.